Messenger RNA from Cylicocyclus nassatus, 780 nucleotides. The record is from the annotation of a GenBank genome assembly. Lineage: Eukaryota; Metazoa; Nematoda; Chromadorea; Rhabditida; Strongylidae.
CAUCAGCCGUCUCUCCCUCGGCAUGGCAGAAGAACAGAAACUGUCCACAUCUGACAAGCGUAUGAAAAUCAAUGUUGGUGGAACAAUUUUUGAGACUUAUCUUUCUACGUUAAGAAAAGUAAAGAAUAGCGUGCUCUCCGCUAUGGUAGCCGAACAUUGGCGAAAUGAGGAAGAAAUGUUCGUAGAUAGGGACCCGAAUCUUUUCGUGAAAGUUUUAGAUUACCUGAGAGACGAGAAGAAUUUUGUUCCCCCCUCUGACGAUGAUGUCAGAGAAGCUCUUGGAAGAGAAGCCGAUUUCUAUUAUCUACCUGGCCUUGUUAAAUUGUGCUCGCCCACUAUAUUUUGCGUUGAUGAUGUUGUGAAAUGGAAAGAUAGCGCUAUUGAAUCGUACUGGAAGGCCUUCGCCAUCUACAUUCAUGACCAAGGAGGAUGCAUAGCUUGCUCAGAGCAUUCCCUCCUCUGGAAAAGUGUGAUACCGCCUAUGGACACGCUGAAUUUUGAAUAUUACACACCGUUGAAGCAUCACAUGCGCUUCAUGAAAGGAGUGGUGACAGCCGCUUCGUAUCCUUGCUGUUGCGUGCAGUGGGAUUAUAGACAACAUCUUGAUGCAUUGCACAUUCCACAGUCUGCAUUGCGUUUAGCAGAGUAGUGCCAUUUUUUCAAUUUUACAUAGAUCGAUAAAUUCUACUACAUUUAAACCUUUUGAGUUAUCGGCUUGUCUUUUACUGGUUCUGGACUUGAGUGUAUAAUGUGCUUAGAGCAGUAAAGGAUCAAUCUUUC